Molecule: messenger RNA, 627 nt
Organism: Solanum tuberosum (potato)
Lineage: Eukaryota; Viridiplantae; Streptophyta; Magnoliopsida; Solanales; Solanaceae
Product: 60S ribosomal protein L23
Exons: 4
Coding region: 86-508 (140 amino acids)
Biological process (GO): translation
Cellular component (GO): ribosome; cytosolic large ribosomal subunit
Molecular function (GO): structural constituent of ribosome; large ribosomal subunit rRNA binding
Source: RefSeq, a predicted model, not a curated record
UACUCUUCAGCAAAACCCUAAACUCCAUAUAAUAAAACCCUAACGCCUCCUCUUCCAUCAUUAUCAGGUAGAGAGAAGAGCAACAAUGUCGAAGCGAGGACGCGGAGGUUCCGCUGGGAACAAGUUCAGGAUGUCGCUGGGUUUGCCAGUGGCAGCCACAGUUAACUGUGCCGAUAACACUGGUGCAAAGAACCUUUACAUCAUUUCAGUGAAGGGUAUCAAGGGAAGGCUUAACAGGUUGCCUUCAGCUUGUGUGGGUGACAUGGUCAUGGCCACUGUCAAGAAGGGUAAGCCUGAUCUGAGGAAGAAGGUUAUGCCUGCUGUCAUUGUUCGUCAGCGCAAGCCAUGGCGCCGAAAGGAUGGUGUUUUCAUGUACUUUGAAGAUAAUGCUGGUGUAAUUGUGAAUCCCAAGGGUGAAAUGAAGGGUUCUGCUAUUACUGGUCCUAUCGGAAAAGAGUGUGCUGAUCUGUGGCCCAGAAUUGCAAGCGCUGCCAACGCUAUCGUGUAGUUCUAAAUUUGUGUUUUUCUGAUAGUGUUCCAUUUUCACUUUUUGGAUAUUUGAGGGAUUUGUCUUGGGUAAGAACUAUUACUGCAACUGGCUAUGAGAAUUUUGCAUUGUUUCAGUUU